UAAGACCUCUUAGGUAUUAUUUAUCCCACGUGUAUUAUGUAUUUUAUAGUAUUUGCCGGGUUGGGGGGCAAAAAAACUGCAACUGCUUUCAGGUGGAACGAAACACUUGUUCCUAAGCGGAUUGCUUAUCUUGACGGAUACAACAAUGUACGCUUAUUUAGUUGUCUUCGUGAUUUUAUCGUAUUUAGCAUGGAUACGACAUAUUUAUUUUCAACACUUGCGAGCAUUGGUGAAGUCUUUAAAACGUGUGAUGAACAUAUCCACGGAGAGAGAAUUAAACAACGACAUCACUGCCCUAAUUCUCACUGCGCAUCCGGACGACGAAUGCAUGUUCUUUGCUCCGACGAUUAUACGACUCAGGGAGUUAAAUGUUAACGUUCAUUUACUCUGUUUAUCAGAAGGAAAUUAUUACAAUCAAGGACCAGAACGUCGACAUGAACUUCUCAGGAGCUGUGCCGUGCUGGGAAUACCAAACUCCAGAAUCACCAUAAUAGAUGAUGAUAAACUUCCAGAUGAUCCCAAAGCUGAAUGGAGCACUGCAUUGAUUUCCUCUGUCGUAGGAAAACACUUAAGAGCUCAAACCUUCAACCUGGUGCUGACUUUUGACGGGUCAGGAGUGAGUGGCCAUGCCAAUCAUGUAGCCAUUUAUACAGCUAUCAGACAUCUCAUCUCCACCGGAGAAGUGCCCAAGGAAUGCACCUUUCUCUCCCUGGUGACCGUUGGCCUCCUCAGGAAGUACUUCUCCUUCCUGGAGCUUCCCCUCAGCUGGCUGCUGCCAUCACAUCUCUGCCUUCUUGUUGGCUCAAAGGGAUACAAACGAGCCAAAGCCGCCAUGCUGUGUCAUGGCUCUCAGCUCUUGUGGUUCCGUCGCCUCUACAUCGCCUUCUCACGCUACAUGUUUGUGAACACAUUCCAGGUGAUUCCACGAGGACCGAAGAUCGCCAAGAUUUAUUAAAAGCUCACCUGUUUGUUACAUUUUAAAGUCUACUGACUGGAUCCUUCGACAAGACUGAUUUGACACAGUUUCUGGUGUAUUUUUGAUACUUUAUGAUGUCAAACAUUCCUAAAAGUUACAGUUUUUUGAAAAACAUUAUUGUGCUUGAAUGUAACAAAGUGUAAAAGAACACUAAAUACUUGAAUAUGCUUACAGAUUGAAAUAAUAAAGGCCUUUGUUGGGGGUUUACUCUUU
Oryzias melastigma (Indian medaka) is the source of this 1189-nucleotide messenger RNA. It is a transcript of the gene pigl, whose product is annotated as phosphatidylinositol glycan anchor biosynthesis, class L. Gene Ontology annotation, molecular function: N-acetylglucosaminylphosphatidylinositol deacetylase activity. The transcript has 7 exons. The record is from RefSeq and is a predicted model, not a curated record. Bases 146 to 955 code for a protein of 269 amino acids. Gene Ontology annotation, cellular component: endoplasmic reticulum. NCBI's taxonomy places the organism in Eukaryota, Metazoa, Chordata, Actinopteri, Beloniformes, Adrianichthyidae. Gene Ontology annotation, biological process: GPI anchor biosynthetic process.